CCACUACCGUGGCUAUGUAACGCGCAUUAAAAAUCAAUUCUUUCUUCACCGCUUUCUUGCUCUUAUUUUUUUCUCUUCCUCCAACUCCAAAUGAAAUGAGCUGGGAACCCAAAGUAGGCGAUGUCAUUUACACGUCUGGUGGCUCGCACAACGAAGAAGUGUGGGACGAUAGCGAGCUAAUUGAGCAUUGGGAAACUGCCAUGGAAGAGUACCGAGUAAGUUCUCUGUUAAACAAGCUACUGUUUUUUAUAUAAUUAAGCAAGAUAUCAUAGGCAUCGCAAGGGAUCACCAACGA
Molecule: messenger RNA, 295 nt
Organism: Zychaea mexicana
Lineage: Eukaryota; Fungi; Mucoromycota; Mucoromycetes; Mucorales; Lichtheimiaceae
Exons: 2
Coding region: 96-254 (52 amino acids)
Source: RefSeq, a predicted model, not a curated record